Messenger RNA from Amoebophrya sp. A25, 2622 nucleotides. NCBI's taxonomy places the organism in Eukaryota, Dinophyceae, Syndiniales, Amoebophryaceae. The record is from the annotation of a GenBank genome assembly.
GUCAAACAACGCUGGUGGGGGAAGAGCUGCAAACCAUCUUCAUCACGGUCACAACGGAGGUAAUGCUUCAGGUGGUGUUGUUGUACCAUCCACUGCCGCUUCAACUGUGGUCGGCGGGAAUACUGCGCCUAGUACUGCUGGAGGAACAAGCCGGAGCAGUAUUGUCGCUCCCUCUGGAGGCAAUACCAAUACUGCAACUGCUAAUAGCACCACAAUGCAAGGGGUCUCAUCAACUACAUCUUCAUCAUCGCACAAAACCACGGUAGUAGUCGCGACACCCAGAGGACACGGAACUGCAAACAAACACUCGUCAUCAAGAAAUAUGUCGAGUGCCACAUCAGGCGCAGCGUCAACUGGAGGGCACCACGUAACACAACUACAGUUGUCGACAAAUACAAGGCGCCCGAAAACAGAGAGAAGAUUCUCUGCAAAUUUAAGAAGAUAACCCCACACUGUCGUGUAAUCGAAUUUUUUUUUUAAUGACUAAGUAAAUCUAGAGGAAGUUGUCGCAACGAACUAAAAUAUUACUUCUUGGAGCGAGAGAGGAUGCAUGAGUGGUCGUUCUCUUAUAGUUGAUGGAGGUGUAGUAAAAUACAGUGCAACUCUAACAAAGGCAAAAAUUCAACACUCUCCGCAGCAGAGAACAGCCGCAACGGUCGCAAAUCUUCGUCUUGCCCAACACCAGGGCUCGCCGCCAGUUCCAUCAGGUUCAGGAACAUUUUGUUCUAGGGAACAUCAAGAACCGACCAUGUAUGAGCGAAUCUUCGGCUCCUCUUCAGAGCCAGCACAAGUAGAACAUGUUGAUGUUGGUAUUGAUCGACAAACUUCAUCAGGUGUUGGUGUUCCAAAUGUGGUAGGACGAGGGGUCGCUGCAGGAGGGACCGUUGAAACUGUAGGAUUGCAAGGUUUAGGGGUCGGCGAAGUGCAUCACAAUGUUGAGCAUCAACCACAACAUCAAGUAAGCAGGCACCCGACGUCGACUGCUUCUAGGACAACUACUACUGCUGCUACUACUACUGCGUUGACACAGCAAGGUGAUCAUCAACAGGCGAGUGGUCUGUUCAUGCUGCCAAGUAACGUGAAUCCCGGUAUCAGAAUUGCGCGAAGAAGUGUUAGGCAUCAGCUGGGCCAACAUGCACAACCUGUCGUCAGGAGACAAGACCACGAACAACAUCACCAUCAUAGACCAGGGAUGAGACAAGAACCUCAAGAUCAUCAUCAAGGACAUGGUCAUGGACAACAUGGACAUGAGGAUGUAAUUGGGGCUCAUCCUCAUCAUGGACCACAUGAUGUACUUGGGUCACGGCCACACCCGCCUCCGAGGUCUUGUAGAACCUCUUCUGGUACAGGUGGAGCUGGAUUAGUUUUGCCAACAUCAACACAACACGCUCACGCUGCGCCUGUUGUGUAUCAGCCAAUGCCGGACCUUUCCCCGCCUCGUCCCAACGCUUCCACGCAUCCCCACGCAUCGGAGAUCACGAGCAACUGCCAGCAAUAUCAACAAAUCAUGUCGAGUACGCCAAUUUUACCGACGCCUCCAGGAACGUCAUCAAGUAUCGAGAUACACAGUGAUAAUACCACGCAGUAUAGAGAUUACAGUGAUAAUACCUCGCAGGCGCAACCCCCGCCGGAGUAUCAAACUUAUAGUACCGGUAACAGUCCCUUUAAUGCAAGAACCGCAGCAGGUCAGGAGCACGUGCUGGUGGAGCAGCGACCCAAUCAGCAGCAGGCACUACAACUUGUAAACGAACAAGAAAGUCGUGGUCAACAGCUGAUGUCAUUUGCGAAUCGUCCUUCCUUAAUUACUUCGACUUCGUUACCUCACGAUCACGAUCACACGCAACGCAACAUAGAUUAUGACUCACACCAACAACAACAACAUCAAGAACUACAACAUUUUGUUCUUGAAGAGACCCCACAUACCUGGCAUGGCAUCUCGACGCCUUCCAGAGAUGCGAGACCAUCGAGAGGAGCAGACGUCGCUGUUGAUCCUGUAAUUAAGGCUCAAUAUAUUUCAUUUCUACAAGUCAUUUCUCCCUAUUUCCUUCUUAGGAUUGGGAGAAAUGUAGGCAAGAAAUGAAUUGUUUUGAGCUCUAAUGUAAGCGGCGACGUCUUGAGCUAUAGUCAAGACCCGCCUGAGACCGACAAUCUGGCGCUUUAUUGCUUCGGUUUGCACGGCAAGAGCACUGGGACUGGACUCUAGAUAUGAGUCGCACUUCUGAACAAGGGCACUUCUGAAGAACAAGGCGGGCACUCGAUGUCGAUUGCAGUUUUUUUGUCAGGCAGUUAUGUCAGCCAGAUGAAGCAGUUCUAGCAAACAUUACAUCUAGCGAGUAGCAAAAGAUCAAGAUGCACAUCAAGAAGUACUCCGUAAAGAAUCAUGAAAAAUGGUCUUUCUUGUACAAAGAAAUACUAGCUGUUCAACAGUUCACUGCAAUGGAUCUCCCCCGACUUACAACACAAAACCCGUCAUAUUGUUGCAUUUUUAUUGGCGAGGCCAUCUCAAUAAUCAUGUCUUGUGUGUAGCCAUUGCGAUUGCUUCGUGGCGCCUCGUGUUUCUCAUCUGUGAACUAUUUGCUUUACGGCCCGCGCUUGACAAUCAAGAAAAAAACAAAGUUAAAG